This is a messenger RNA of Myotis brandtii (Brandt's bat), 681 nucleotides long. RefSeq names its product crystallin, gamma N (gene CRYGN). Gene Ontology annotation, molecular function: structural constituent of eye lens. The record is from RefSeq and is a predicted model, not a curated record. Gene Ontology annotation, biological process: lens development in camera-type eye; visual perception. Lineage: Eukaryota; Metazoa; Chordata; Mammalia; Chiroptera; Vespertilionidae.
AUGGAUGGUGUGCAAUGGACAGAUGUUGAGCAGCUGGAUGCAAAUCUGCUGUGGGUGCACCUGCGAGUACCCCUUGGAGAGCCCCUGCUGCACCCAGAGGACUUGGAGGCGCUGACCUGGCAGGGCGCUGCCCGCUAUACCUGGGGGCCGGGCCACCUGGCGCAGCGCUCUGGGAAGGUCACUCUCUGUGAGGGUAAGCACCUCACGGGGCAGAAGCUGGAGGUCGGGGCCUGUGACACCUUCCAGGACCGAGGCUUUGUGAACCGGGUGAACUCCAUCCAAGUGGGGAGCAAAGCCUGGGUCAGCCUCACCCACCCCAACUGCCGGGGCCAGCAGUUCGUCCUGGACCGCGACCACCCCAAUUUCUUCUGGUGGAAUGGCCACGACGACCAUGGCUCCUGUCGGCCUGUGGGAAUGCAACUCGGGGAGCACUUCCGCCUAGAAAUCUUCGAGGGCUGCACCUUCUCGGGCCAGUGCCUGGAGCUCCAGGAGGACUGUCCUCCUGCGGAACGGAGGAGUCGGGGCUGAGCCCAGACCCGUGUCAGUGCCACCGCAGUGUCGGGGGAUGGAGUGUGGGUCCUGGACCCGGAGCCCAACUACCAAGGCACACACCUGGUGGAGCCGGGGCGGGGGAGGGGGGGGGCGCGGAUGCCACAGCUUCUCCGGCUGGGAGGCCCCUAG